CGCAUGGUGCACUUGGAAAAGUCGCAAGACAGAGGCGCACAUGCAAAUAAAACGGAGCACGGUAGAGUUCAAAUCAAGACAAACGGGGAUCUCGUCGAGCUACGUUUGAAGCGAAAAGGACACGUGAAAGACAAGUACUGGAGCUGUGGCUGGGUACAGUGACAACAUGCUUUCUGAUGUCCUAUGUGUGGAUGAUUCGGGAGAGGGCAGAGGUCAUUCAGAGUCAUACCUGUGAGGCCGUCUGCAGGGGAAUGUUCUGACGUCCAAGAUCUGCAUUUUAAACAGAGGCGGGUGAGAAGGAGGAUGCAGUGACGAUUCAGAAGAAGCCGGGUAUACAUUGAUCAUAUCAGGCUGUCAGUGUGGAGUAGUGCUGGAGGCUGCGGGGCUGCUGUGUGCUGUGGGAAGUUCCUGAGAGUGCAGAGUGGCAGUCACUCACAGAGAAACACUUGUACAGAAAGUGGACUGGCGCUCUUUCACAGAAAGGAUAUAAAACGCACUCUCACACAUCCGCCUCUUUGCACGGGUGUGUUCGCUGUGGCUGCGCCUCAGGGAUUUGAAGGAGGCGGGCGUCUGGGGUUGGUACAGGAGUGAUGGUGGUGGUGCUGCCUCAGGGGUGGGCCUGGCAGGCUGUUCUCCUGGUGACUGGACUGGCAUCAGUGAGCCGUGGGUCUGAUGCCAACAUGUUGGACUCGAUGCUGCUGAAGAACGGGCAGAAGGGUGGAUCGGAGCGAAGGGUGGAGGAGAGCAGCAGCACAGCCACAGUUUCGGCUCAGAACAUGCUUUGGUGUCACUGCUCCCACCACUGCCCCGAAGACUCUGCCAACAAUACUUGCAUGACGGAUGGUUAUUGCUUCACCAUGGUGGAGGAGGAGGAGGGGGGUCUGGCGGUGGUCACUGCAGGUUGUUUGGGUCUUGCCGGCUUUGAGUUCCAGUGCAGAGAGACGUGGAAUGCACGUUCGAGGAGAGCUCUCGAGUGUUGCACAGAUCAGGAUUAUUGCAACAGAGACUUGCAUCCUACUCUUCCUCCACUCGUGACAUCAGAUUACGUUGACAGCAGUAUCCAGUACAUGGCUCUGUUCAUUUCAAUCACAGUCUGCAGUAUCAUCCUUGGUCUCAUCCUCGUCUUCUGCUACUUCCGAUAUAAGCGGCAGGAGUCACGACCGCGCUACAGUAUCGAUCUGGAGCAGGAGGAGACAUACAUCCCCCCUGGGGAGUCCCUGAAGGACCUGAUAGAGCAUUCCCGCAGCAUCGGGUCUGGCUCUGGGUCAGGACUCCCUCUACUGGUACAGCGCACCAUCGCCAAGCAGAUUCAGAUGGUGAAGCAGAUUGGAAAAGGGCGAUACGGAGAGGUCUGGAUGGGCAAGUGGAGAGGAGAGAGAGUGGCUGUUAAAGUCUUCUUUACCACAGAAGAAGACAGCUGGUUCAGAGAGACUGAAAUAUAUCAGACCUUCCUGAUGAGACAUGACAAUAUACUAGGAUUCAUAGCGGCAGAUAUUAAAGGAACCGGCUCCUGGACUCAGCUCUACCUAAUUACAGACUACCAUGAGAAUGGAUCUUUAUACGACUACCUCAAGUCCAACACCUUAGACGUCAAGGCUCUGCUGAAACUGGCCUACUCGUCCAUAUCAGGCCUCUGUCACCUGCACACCGAGAUCUAUGGCACACAGGGCAAACCGGCCAUCGCACACAGAGACCUGAAGAGUAAAAACAUCUUGGUAAAAAAGAACGGGUUCUGCUGUAUAGCAGACCUUGGACUGGCUGUCAAGUUCAACAGUGGCACCAAUGAGGUGGAUAUUCCUCCCAACCUGAGAGUUGGUACGAAGCGCUACAUGCCGCCUGAAGUUUUGGAAGAAACCCUGAACAGGACCUACUUCCAGUCUUUUAUAAUGGCUGACAUGUAUAGUUUCGGCCUCAUCGUUUGGGAGAUGGCCCGACGUUGCAUCUCUGGAGGCAUCGUGGAGGAGUAUCAGCUGCCCUAUCAUGACCUUGUGCCCACUGAUCCGUCCUAUGAGGACAUGAUAGAAGUCGUCUGCAUUAAGAAACAAAGACCUUCAUUUGCUAAUCGCUGGACCAGCGACGAGUGUCUACGGCAGAUGGGAAAACUGAUGUCCGAGUGCUGGGCUCACAACCCGGCCUCUCGCCUCACAGCCCUGAGGGUGAAGAAGACCCUGGCGAAGAUGUUAGAGACCCAAGACGUCAAACUGUGACAGAGAGUCAAGAGAGAUGCUCUCAUCGCUAGAGACUUGUCACUGCCACUGGCUCAGCGCCACUUACACUGGCCAAUCGAAGGAAAGAGAGAAGAAAAAAAAAAAAGAGGCCGUGAACGAUGGGACAAAGGAAACUGACGGCGAGGAUGAGCGAUGAACGGUCGACAGGGAGCCAGAACAAUGAGAGGCAAAAGAUUUAUUAUGUAAGGGAGAUAUGCCCUCCCAUUGUCUGAGCCACCUCUGCCUCACACCAAGUGUUCAGGUUGUGCUUUCUGUGAAAGCUGAGUGGUUGUUGGGUCCACACUGUCCAGGUGGGCAGCAGAGGAGCACUAACAUCCCUCUGAUUCAUUCUAAACAGAGGAAGCUCUUGCCCUGCCCUUCUAAAGCCAUAUAGCAGUAUUCUAUGUGCAGUCUUUUGUACUGUUCCAGCUGCCUUUGUGUUUCUUUUUUUUUUAUUCAGUCACUGUCAACUCCAUCCAUAGUGACGGUCAUCUAUCCAAAGAAAAACAUUCAUGCUCACUGACUUCAUUGUCGAUGAUAGUAUUAUUUUUAUUGUUUUGGAACAAAGCCGAGUAAGACUAAAUUAAUGAUAAAACAUGUGUCCAGCAGAAAAAAGAUUUUUCUAUAUAAUAUUCCUAUGUACAUUUAAAAAAAUGUAUUUCAAUAUUAAAAUAAGACCUCUGAGUAAAACACUUUGUCAUCGAUGAAUUUGUGAAUUUUCUCGUUGUCUCUUCUUUCCACUCACAAUUCAUUUGUACAUAAUAGAGCUGAAAUCUAUUGAUAAUUAUUGCCUUGCUGGAUGAUUAAAAUGUGUUUUUGAUGAUUUAUCUGUGUACAGAAUAUGUCCCGUCCACUCUACCACUAUGGCAUGUGCCUUAUUUAAUCUGUACAUAUGUGAUUAAUGAGAGUGAAUGAGUGGAUCUGGAUUACAUUCCCCAAUAAAAACGACUAAUGCGU
Messenger RNA from Cottoperca gobio, 3164 nucleotides. It is a transcript of the gene bmpr1bb, whose product is annotated as bone morphogenetic protein receptor, type IBb. The record is from RefSeq and is a predicted model, not a curated record. Gene Ontology annotation, molecular function: transmembrane receptor protein serine/threonine kinase activity; ATP binding. Bases 591 to 2207 code for a protein of 538 amino acids. Gene Ontology annotation, cellular component: signaling receptor complex; plasma membrane. The transcript has 14 exons. Gene Ontology annotation, biological process: protein phosphorylation; cell surface receptor protein serine/threonine kinase signaling pathway; cellular response to growth factor stimulus. NCBI's taxonomy places the organism in Eukaryota, Metazoa, Chordata, Actinopteri, Perciformes, Bovichtidae.